UUCACGAGAAGAAGAAAACAAGGAAAAGGUUGGAACGCACCUCCGUUUUCAGAAACGCAACAAUGGUGUCUGGUACCAACACCAAUGUAAAGAGGGACCUUCUCUGUGCUUUUUGCUCCGCUUUGCUGGUUUUGAGCUCGGUCACAUCCGCAGAGGAAGGCGCUCAGCUGAAAAGCUCCCAGUGUCACAACUAUGCAGGAGGACACGUCUAUCCCGGAGAGGCUUUUCGUGUGCCUGUCUCUGACCAUUCCCUGCACCUCAGCAAAGCUAAAAUUUCAAAGCCUGCACCGCAUUGGGAAGGAACAGCUGUCAUCAACGGGGAAUUCAAAGAGCUGAAACUGUCUGACUACAAGGGAAAAUAUCUUGUGUUUUUCUUCUAUCCGCUGGACUUCACAUUUGUCUGCCCUACUGAGAUCAUUGCUUUCAGCGACCGUGUGCACGAGUUUCAGGCCAUCAACACGGAGGUGGUCGCCUGCUCAGUGGACUCCCAGUUCACCCACCUGGCCUGGAUUAAUACCCCUAGAAAGCAGGGUGGACUUGGACAGAUGAAAAUCCCUCUGCUGUCUGACCUCACCCACCAGAUUUCUAAAGACUAUGGAGUCUAUUUGGAGGACCAGGGACACACACUGAGAGGUCUCUUCAUCAUUGAUGACAAAGGCGUCCUGAGGCAGAUCACCAUGAACGAUCUUCCUGUUGGGAGAUCUGUAGACGAGACUCUGCGGCUGGUCCAGGCUUUCCAGUACACAGAUAAACACGGAGAAGUGUGUCCAGCCGGGUGGAAGCCAGGCAGCGAUACAAUCAUUCCAGACCCAUCUGGCAAACUCAAGUAUUUUGAUAAACGGAACUGAGUGACUUUUCCUUCCCAAGUUUGUGAAAUCCGGCCAACUUCAAAUAAAAUGUUUUCAUUAAA
Molecule: messenger RNA, 910 nt
Organism: Nothobranchius furzeri (turquoise killifish)
Lineage: Eukaryota; Metazoa; Chordata; Actinopteri; Cyprinodontiformes; Nothobranchiidae
Gene: prdx4
Product: peroxiredoxin 4
Biological process (GO): hydrogen peroxide catabolic process; cellular response to stress; cell redox homeostasis
Cellular component (GO): cytosol; endoplasmic reticulum
Molecular function (GO): thioredoxin peroxidase activity
Source: RefSeq, a predicted model, not a curated record